Molecule: messenger RNA, 1276 nt
Organism: Pieris rapae (cabbage white)
Lineage: Eukaryota; Metazoa; Arthropoda; Insecta; Lepidoptera; Pieridae
Gene: P37k
Product: trypsin-7
Exons: 8
Coding region: 261-1247 (328 amino acids)
Biological process (GO): proteolysis
Molecular function (GO): serine-type endopeptidase activity
Source: RefSeq, a predicted model, not a curated record
GGAGCGGAGUGAAAGUGAUAGCUCUCUCUCUUUCCUUACCGAGCUUCGCGUAUUUGCGAGUUGUCACUCGUCUUCCUUUACUGCGACUUGGCGUACGUAAUUUUAUUAAUUAAGUGUUGUUCGUGCUUGGAAGAAUAAGUCACAUUUCAAAAGUAAGAUCGAGCCAAGAAAGGUAUUCAAUUUAUAAUAAACUACUACGUUUACCGCGUCAUCUUUUGUAUACGAAUAUUCUCCUUCUCAGGAACAAAAUCGAGACAACAAUGCAGUUCAUGAUAUUGAUGAUAUGCGUGAUCGGCGCUAGCGCUCACACUACUCACAUGCCUGAAGAUCCAAAGGAAAAAGGUCUGAUAGAUUGGAUAAAUAACUGGAUCGGAACAACAUCGACUCUACCACCCAUAGUAAUACCGGCAAACGACCCACCCGAAGACUGCCCUCCUUGCCAAUGCGGGAUUGCUCGUACCAGAAGGCGUAUCGUUGGUGGGUCCGAAACCAAAAAACUAGAGUUGCCAUGGAUGGCAGCCCUUUUCUAUGGAGGAAGAUUCUAUUGUGGAGGCUCCGUCAUAAAUGAUUUGUACAUAGCUACAGCAGCCCAUUGUACUUCUGGAUUCCGCAAGGAGAAGAUCACAGUUCGUUUACUAGAACAUGACAGAAGCACGGCCAAUGAAACCAAGACUGUUGAAAGAAAAGUGGCCAGUAUCAUCAGACAUCUUAGAUACAACCCAAGCACAUACGAUAAUGAUAUUGCUUUAUUAAAACUGGACAAGAGAAUUGAUCUCAGCAGCGCCGUAAAAAAGCGUGCUGGUUUAGAAGAAGAAGAGUCUGAUGUUAGCGACGUCGGUGUCCGCCCUGUUUGUCUGCCACCAGCCAACCUGUCCUUUAGUAACGAAACAGCUAUGGUUUCUGGAUGGGGCACAACGGAAGAGGGCGGAUCAGUUUCUAGUACCUUACAAGAGGUCCAUGUUCCCAUAUUAUCAAACUCUGAAUGCCGUGAAACAACUUAUGGGAGCAGAAUCACAGAAAACAUGAUUUGUGCCGGAUAUGAUGAGGGAGGUCGCGAUGCCUGUCAGGGUGAUUCUGGCGGUCCUCUACACGUACGCAAUACUACUACUGAGGCUUAUGAGGUUGUUGGUGUUGUCUCCUGGGGGGAAGGGUGUGCUAGACCAGGCCGUCCUGGUGUAUAUUCAAGAGUAAACAGAUACUUGAGUUGGAUCAAAAGCAAUACAAGAGAUGCCUGCUACUGCCAAUAAAUUAACAUUGUCUGUCCCAUAAGAUAGAA